Molecule: messenger RNA, 387 nt
Organism: Prunus armeniaca (apricot)
Lineage: Eukaryota; Viridiplantae; Streptophyta; Magnoliopsida; Rosales; Rosaceae
Source: the annotation of a GenBank genome assembly
AUGACCGGAGAGGCAGUGAACGCAAAAGCGUACCCUUUGGCCGAUGCGCAGCUGACGAUUACAAUACUCGACCUGGUUCAACAGGCAGCUAACUACAAGCAGCUUAAAAAGGGCGCCAAUGAAGCGACUAAGACCCUCAACAGGGGUAUUUCUGAGUUCGUAGUGAUGGCUUGUGACACUGAGCCGAUUGAGAUUCUUCUUCACCUUCCCCUGUUGGCUGAAGAUAAGAAUGUUCCCUACGUUUUUGUCCCUUCGAAGCAAGCACUUGGCCGAGCCUGUGGUGUCACAAGACCUGUCAUUGCGUGUUCUGUGACUUCCAAUGAGGGAAGUCAAUUGAAGUCGCAAAUACAACAGCUCAAGGAUGCCAUUGAGAAACUCCUUAUCUAA